CAGAAACAAAUAAGCACUUCCUGCUUCACACAACACCGAAUAUAUGAUGUGAAAUGUCCGAGGCUUUCCUGAUACAUUAUAGUUUAGACAGCUGCAACAUUCAUUUCUGCUGAAUGAAACCAUCCCACCGGGUUCCGGUAGACGGUUUAUGAGAGGAAGCUCAAGGUUCCAGGUGCAGCCAUGCCCGUCUCCCUGCUGUGGGCCGUGGAUGUGUACGGGCGGGUCUACAACCUGUCGACGGCGGGGCAGCAGUGGGAGCUAUGCCGCGACACCCAGAUGGAGUUCAAGCGGGCGACGGCGGCUCAGCAGUGCUGCUGGGGCAUCGCCUGCGACAACAAGAUCUACCUGAACGUCCACGCUUCUGACCUACCCGUCCGCUACCAGGAGGAGACCUAUGAGAAUCAAAGAUGGAAUCCUGUGGACGGUUUCUCAGAGCGUUUGUUGCCAAGCGACCGCUGGCAGUGGAGUGAUGUCACGGGUCUGCAACAUCAACCUCUGAACGGCUUCCAGCUUCCCUCCAGCAGCUGGGAGUGGGAGGGCGACUGGUACGUGGACGAAAACUUUGAGGGAGAUCCCACAGAGAAAGGGGGAUGGACCUAUGCCAUUGACUUCCCGGCCACUUACACCAAAGACAAAAAGUGGAACUCCUGUGUCCGUCGCAGGCGAUGGCUCCGCUACAGGAGGUACAAAGCCAUGGACACUUGGGCGAAGAUCCCCUCGCAGCAGACGGCUCUACCAGAUCCCUUCAGCGACAUCAGCUGCGGAGGGUGGGAGAUCAGUGACGAGCCCAGGGGCAGGCUGUCGCUGUGGGCUGUAUCCCUGCAAGGCAAGGUGUGGUUCAGAGAGGGAAUCUACCACCACAAUCCAGAGGGCUCUUUGUGGGAGGAGGUGUCUCUCCCCGGGGAGGUGGUCCAGAUAAGCUGUGGCCCGGGGGACCUGAUCUGGGCGGUGCUGUGGGAGGGCCAGUUCAUUGUCAGGGAGGGCAUCAGCCGAGACUGUCCCCAAGGUACAUCCUGGGCGGUGGUGGACUCUCCCAGUCCUGAUGUAGGAGCUACACAUGUAGCUGUGGGAGUCAACGUUGUUUGGGCUGUGACCAAGGACAACAAAGUGUGGUUCAGGCGUGGUGUGAACUCCCACAACCCCUGCGGCUCCGGCUGGAUCAGCAUGGUUGGAGAAAUGAUCAUGAUCAACGUAGGACUCAACGACCAGGUGUGGGGCAUCAGUUGCGAGGACCGGGCGGUGUACUUCCGGCAGGGUGUUACCUCCAGUGAACUGAGUGGGAAAACCUGGAAGGCCAUCAGCGUUCCCAGAGACGGAGACAGAUCCCACUCCAGUGCCAGCGUCAACAGCCUGCAGAGCGCUGGAUGUUACUUCUGUGGUGAGGUGCGUGGUCAGUCUGUAGUGAGUGAUGUGGAGUCAGACGCAGAGAAAGGAUCUGCAGACGAAGCCAGCUGCUUAGCCACCUCCGUCGCCCCAGAGUCAGUGGCGGAUGCCCCCACAGACCCCUCCAGCCAGCCGACUGACACCCCCAAACCCCGCAUCCCCAAGGUCACUAGCGACAGCUUCAUCUCUGAGCUCGUCUCUGACCGAGAACCAGGAAAGACCACGAGAGCGGUGGGAUCAGCCUCUCCUGCUGUCCUGGAGGAGGAGGUCAUCCCCGGAGAAGAAGAGGUCAAAGCUCCGUGUGCUGAUGUCGUUCUUUCCCCGAGCCAGUCUGGAGGGCCUCUUGACCCCCAGUGGAGUAAUGUGGACCUGGAGGAGGCGCAGAGCCAGCAGGCCCAGACUGCAGCGGUGUUGGACUCUGCCGAUACCUGCAGCUUGUCAUCGGUAGCCACAUACACCCUCGCCAUGGAGGACCCAUAUGGGGCAGAUGAGCACCCUCUGUGGGCGUGGGUCAGUGGAGGAGGCUGCUCUGUGGACAGCCACUCCCAACUCAACUGGUUCAACUGCUCUAUGAAUGCUUCAAUGUUGGCCCAGUCCAUGAGUCUGUCUGUCACCCCAGCCCAGACAGCAGCCUGGCGGAGACAAAUCUUUGAGCAACUCAGUGAGAGAACCAAGAGAGAGAUGGAUAAUUUCAGACAUUAUGAACAAGCCAUAGAACAGUCCGUGUGGGUGAAGAAGGGAACCAUGCAGUGGUGGAGAGACUGGAAGCCUCACAAAUGGGUAGAUGUUCACUUUGCCCUGGAGCAGUUCUCAGGACCGGAGGGCAACAAGGACGGCAUCCUUUUCAUUUAUUACAACUUUUAUGAAGAGAAGAAGUACCUGCAUGCCUUCAUCAAUGAGGUGACCAUCCUGGUUCCUGUGCUAAAUGAUUCCAAACACACUUUUGCCAUCUACACACCUGAGCGGACCAAACAGAGGUGGCCGAUACGGUUGGCAGCAGCCACAGAGCUCGAGAUGCAUGAUUGGCUGGCGUUGCUGAGUGUGUCAUGCUGUGACUCCAGGGGAAUCCAGGGUCCUCCCUCCAAACAGGCCAUCUGGUCCAUCACCUGCAAAGGGGACAUCUUCGUCAGCGAGCCCUCUCCUAACCUGGAAGCCAUACCCUACCCUACACCCUGCAACCAGAUGUUCUGGCGGCAGGUUGGAGGUCACCUGCGUACAGUGGAGUGUAACAGCGUUGGGAUAGUGUGGGGGAUUGGUUACGACCACACCGCCUGGGUCUACACCGGGGGCUAUGGAGGUGGCUUCUUCCAGGGACUGGCCAGCAGCACCGAUAACAUUUACACACAGACCGACGUCAAGAGCGUCUACAUCUAUGAGAACCAGAGGUGGAACCCUGUCACCGGCUACACCAACAGAGGUCUACCUACAGACCGCUACAUGUGGAGUGAUGCAUCAGGACUACAUGAGUGCACAAAAACAAAUACCAAACCUCCGUCCCCUCAGUGGACAUGGGUGUCUGAUUGGGCAGUUGACUACAGUGUUUCUGGAGGGACAGACAGAGAAGGCUGGCAAUACGCAGCUGAUUUUCCAGCGUCAUAUCACGGCUAUAAAACGAUGAAGGACUUUGUGCGUCGCAGGCGAUGGGCCAGGAAGUGUAAGUUGGCUACCACAGGACCCUGGCAAGAAAUCCCACCCAUCCCACUGAGUGACGUGACCAUCCUGCCGUGUGCGGCUCAGAGCAGCGUGGAUGUGGUUCCUCUGUGGGGGAUCAGCAACAAGGGAGACGUGCUCUGUCGGCUGGGAGUCACUGCACUGACACCUGCUGGAUCCUCAUGGCUUCACGUGGGAACUGACCAGCCUUUCAAGUCUAUCUCCAUCGGGGCAGCCAGCCAGGUUUGGGCCAUUGCCAGGGACGGUUCAGCCUUCUACAGGGGAUCCGUGUCUCCGCAGACCCCUGCAGGCGACUGUUGGUACCACAUCCCCUCCCCAACCAAACAGAAGCUGAAGCAGGUGUCCGUGGGGAGGACAUCGGUCUACACUGUAGAUGAAAAUGGUAACUUGUGGUACCGGCAGGGUUUGACCCCCAGCUACCCUCAGGGCUCCUCCUGGGAGCACAUCUCGAAUAAUGUGCGCAAAGUCUCUGUAGGGCCUCUGGACCAGGUGUGGAUCAUAGCAGACAAGGUGCAGGGCAGCCACGGCCUGAGCUGUGGGACAGUGUGCCAUCGACUCGGAGUCCAACCCAUGGAGCCUAAAGGACAGUCGUGGGACUACGGCAUUGGGGGUGGAUGGGACCAUGUCACAGUCAGAGGGAACUCCAUGGAGCCGCCCCGUGUCCGUCUUCCUUCCCUAACAGACCCAUCUGCCUCGGCCCCUAGGAGCCCCCUCCCUAUCAGGAACACAGAGGUCAAUGGAAAUGCUGUGGGAUGUUAGAUUCACACAUAAACACACACACAAAGGUGCAUACAUGCUGUUUGUUGUUUUUAAAUGUGCCGUGUAUAAAGACACAUAUGUAGCCAUCCUAAACCAUGUUACAUUUGUAGAAAAUGUUCAUUUAAAGCCAACUUUAUAUUUAAUAUUGAAGUGGCAGCAGUGAUAAUUCAACUCCAAACUUUAGACAUCACUUUAGUCAAUCUAACAAAACUUUAGGAAACAUUUGGAAAAUACUACAAUCAGAUCAAUCUCUGAAAUCUUUAAGGGGACCUAUUCAUCUACUCAGUAGGGCAUAUCUGUCUUUUUUCCAUUGCUGUCUGUCUUUCAUCACUGUGGUGGUCUUAAUGCUCCUGUUCAUCAGGAUGUAAAGUUUCUGUAGGUUUGUGUGGUAUCUGUAUAUAGAAUACAACACAUAAGUCAAGGUAAAGGUAGAGGGGUUGAAGGGUGGUUUUUAAAAAUAUAUUUUAUGUAUACAAACUGUGUGUACAAACUAUACUAUACUAUAAACUUAUAUUUCAAAAAUCUAUGUUUCGUUGUAGCCUGCUGGCAACAGGUUAACAUGAGCAGAGACAAAAGAAAACUGAUAACUACUGAAGCAUCUGUGUGUCACCCAUAGGUUUCUAAUGCCACCCGUAUAUUUCCAGACUUUUUGAAGCCUAGAUUGGGGUUUAAUGUGUUCCACAAAUCAUUGUUUGGAGCCAGAAAAUCCAAAUUUGGUCAGUGUGGGGAAACCUGUGUGAAAGUGAGUUUGGAUGGGUGAGAAGCAACCACCGUGGCUGAGUGUGAUGGGCCGAGACACUUCUUCACUUCACUUCUUUUUCUUUGUUUGUUUUAAUGGUGCAAGAAGACACAGUAGAAGGAGUCAACAAUUAGAGUGAGGAAAACAAAGAGGAAAUGUUUUGACUUUGUAUUUAAUACAGGAAAUUUAGUGGUUUGGUUGCAGUGGUUUUUGUUUUUUUGGAGCCAGCGUGUAGCAGCUAUAAGAUUAUAAGCUAUGGUGGUUGCUUCCUCCCUCAUACAAACAGUUGACUAAUGUUUUAUAAAGAUUUUGAUGUUAUCUUCUAAAAAUAAUUUGUUAUUACUAUCAUUCUAACGUUACUGUCAUGGAGUAUGUGCAAUGGUUGUAAAUAAGGGAAAAGUGUGGCUUACUUGUAAAAGUCCUGUGGUUGAAAUGCUAAAACUGAACCUUCCUCUUUCUCAGGAGAAUAUUUGCAUUUGCAUGCCGUCUACUUCCUUGGAACUGAUGGUAGUAGAAAGACUGAGCAGUGAGAAAAACUGUGAUCAAAAACACUAUAUUUUUGUUGUAAAUCUGUAAGAUAUUAGUAUUAUACAGUAUAGUGGUUGUUGCAAUGGUACUAUAUUAAGACGGAACAGUGUUUGUACAUUACAAUUCAUUUAAAGAAGUGCAGUUUUCCAUUAAGAAAUACUCAUGAACCACAUACACAAUGAUAAAUUACAUCUGCUCAGGCAUAAAUGUAUGCUAAAUGGACCUACAUAUAUAUAUAAAAGCACUGUCUGAAUGUGAUGCAGCGUUUGUAUAUGUUGAACAUGUACAGAGAUCUGUCUGUAUUAUCUGUGAAUAAUCAUCAAAUAGUGUUUCUGUCGUGUGAAACACAUCAGUGCUGUUGUUUCUCAAGUGUUGUGCAUGGUCAUGGUCAAAAUAACACCCCUUGUCAAUAAAUAAUUGUGUUUAUUGAUAAUAA
Thunnus maccoyii (southern bluefin tuna) is the source of this 5516-nucleotide messenger RNA. RefSeq names its product tectonin beta-propeller repeat containing 1a (gene tecpr1a). The coding region runs from base 181 to 3813 and encodes 1210 amino acids. Gene Ontology annotation, cellular component: membrane. Lineage: Eukaryota; Metazoa; Chordata; Actinopteri; Scombriformes; Scombridae. The record is from RefSeq and is a predicted model, not a curated record. The transcript is spliced from 24 exons.